AUGUCGAGUGGCUAUCCUCCCCCGCCCAGUAUGUCCAUGGGUGAUAAACCAAAAAAAAGAAGGCCUUCUAAUACGGGAUCAAAGCUUUUAGAUAAUCAAGAGAAUUAUUUUCUAUUUUCCAUUCUUGGAAACGAUAAUAUAUGUUUAUCUGCUGCUGUCGUUGAGCUACUAACGUGUGAAGAUCGACAUUGGAAAAAAAAAUUCCGAGGAGUUUUAUGUCUAGUAAAGGAUUAUGUUAAUCGAGCUUAUUUUUUGAGAAUAUAUAAUUUAAUCAGCAGCAGAGAAAUAUGGUCGUUCAAGCUUUACAAAGGUUUUCAAGUUGAAGUUGGCGAUAAUUGCCCUGAAUUGAUUUUUUUUGAGAGUGAAGAUCACAAGAUAUAUGGCUUUAAUUUUUCAAGUGUUGAAGAAGCGAGAGAUUUCAAAGUGCAUUUUGACAAGAGGAGAGAACAGGAAACUAAAAGUAGUAACAAAGGAAGUGCGCCAUUGCCACCCCCUCAAAGCUCCCCGUAUACUCCAUCUAGUGUGAGAACACCAUCGAUCCCCUUGAGUGGAGGUGUUACUCCCGUAGGAACUAUGCCUCAUACCGAUAAAGCGAGCUCGUCUAUAGGAUCAAGUUUCUUCAAAAAAGAUAAGGGGAAGAAAAAAGGAAAAAUCAAAAUUAAAAAGGAAGACAUCAGCAACCCUACUAACUUCCAGCACAAGGCUCACGUGGGCUGGGACCAAGAUAGUGGAUUUUCCAACAAUGUAUUCGAUUCUGAUCCCAUGGACGAAAGUAUUAGGGAUAUUAUUAGAGCCGCCGGACAAGAUCCUACGGCUAUGAGCAAGAAAACAAUGAAGUUCGUGUAUGACUUCAUCGAUAAAUAUCAAGCUGAAGAGGUUACUGAGUCUCCUGUUGCUCAAGCUCCAUAUAAAACUCCUCCUCCCGCGGUACCAGUUUCGCAGCCUACAAUAUCACAAUGGUCUCAACCAACUCCACCACCACCACCGUCUAGGUUAUCUUCGCAUCCAUCAUCUCAACCGCCUGCUAGACCUCCUCCACCUCCUCCUAGCUAUAUAGUAGAUUCGUCUAACAGAGCAGCGAGGCCUCUACCACAAGUUCCAAGUUUACCGUCUCAAGUAGAUACGAGACCUGCCGUUGUUCCUCCACCUCCUCCUCCACCACCUCCUGUGGCUCCAGUGUACAAUAACAGUUCAUCAGUCCCUCCACCUCCUCCUCCACCUCCCGUAUUAUCAGGAAGCUCAGGUGCAGUACCACCACCACCACCGCCUCCUACAAGCCUUAUCAAAGAUCUACCCGCUCCACAAUCCGGAAGGUCAAAUCUCUUAGCGGAAAUUCAAGCUGGCAAAAAACUGAAAUCUGUCGGCGAUCCGGCCGAAAAAGUUGGUGCGCCCAAUGCAAGAGGUGAUAUGAUGGCUCAAAUCAGACAAGGCACGCAACUUAAACAUGUUGACAAAGACGAGGAAGAAAAACGGAAGUCUGCAGCUCCCCUUUCUGAUAUGGGAGGUUUGGCCGGAGCUCUUGCUAAAGCUUUAGAAGAAAGAAGGGUUAAUCUUGGAAUUGAUGAUUCCAGUGAGGAAGAAGAUUCUGAUGACAAGAAUGAGUGGUCAGAUUAA
Molecule: messenger RNA, 1614 nt
Organism: Auanema sp. JU1783
Lineage: Eukaryota; Metazoa; Nematoda; Chromadorea; Rhabditida; Rhabditidae
Source: the annotation of a GenBank genome assembly